GCCAUUUGACUGCAGUCCAAGCCUUAUGCCAAGUUAUCCGUACUCCUUUUAUAGGUGACAAAAUACCUGUCUACAUCAUAGUUCUUCUAAGGACAGGUGAAGAGGACUAAUACCAAAUACAGAGAGGAGCACAGACACAGACAAGUGUCUGGAAGGAUGGUCAGGAUAUCGGCCUCAACUGUCCUUUUAUUUAUGUCAGGAAUACUGCUUUCAAAUCACUGUAUAAAUGGACAGACAAGUCAGACAACACGCAAUACUUUAGAAAUCAUCUCUGAGACCAGCAUCCCACAGAAAGUUGAAUACCUUAUGAGCUCUAAUGCUUUGACGGAUGUGAGUAAAACAAUGACGGUCUUGGAUUCUCUGAAGGCACAGGACAGCGCCACCACUAGACAGCAAGUGCUCACAUUCAUGAUUAGUUUUAACAUGAAAUUUGCGGAGGUUGAUGAAAAAAUAAUGACCCCGGAGGUGAGACAAGCAGCCAUGACUUACAUGCUUAACAAAUAUGUAUCUGGUUUAAAUUCCUCGAUGGCGGACCAGACUUCAGACUUCAAGGAAACUUUCCGAUAUUUCAUAGGGGGGAUCACACCUGAAGCAGUCCAACAAAUCCCGGACACUAUAAACUGUGACACCUACAAGAACAUACUUAGUGGCAUCAACAGUGGGUUUGAUAAAUUUUCCGACAACGUCAUAAGCUCUGUGUUUAAUUGGAUCAUUCGAUACAUGGACUAUCAUUACAAUAGCACCUCAGGUGUCUGUAGCAGCUUGUACACCGAUAGUAGGAGCUUUGUCCAAGUCAUGUUCCAGAGGUUUUCCCGCAAAGCUACAGUCUAUCAAUUUCAAUAUUACUACUCCACGUUUAACGCGUUUUCUUGCCUAGACCUCCUCACUGGUGCACAUCUGGGCAACCUCCUCGCGAAUACCACAGCAAUCACAAACCAACUGGACGCAGCCCUGAUCCUUGUUGAAAUGAAAAAACGUGAUACUGAGGAUGUCAAGUCAUUUUUUCCCGCAAUAAACGAGGUGGCUCGAGAGAAAAAGAUUACACAGCUGCCAGACAGCAAUGUCCGGAACAUGAUUUUCACAACAUUGAAGUCAACAUUGUUUGAGAGCUUAAAGACCACGAAUGAUUAUAAAUUAUGGUUGGGAGAAGAACUUGUGAUUUUUCUCGAAAGUUCUUCCCCCAAAGACAUUGGCUCCCUUCGCAUGGAUAUUGACUGCUCUUCCCAAAGCAACAUUGUUGGGGGCUUCAGUAAAGUCUAUUCUCAACUGGAUGAUGACCAAAGAAGAGCCAUGUAUAACCGAAUCAAAACAUUCAACCAAGAAGUCCUGGCUUCUACAGGAAGUGCUUGUCCAACUCCUUCUGGAAGCAGUAGUAAAUGGCUUAUGACAUUCUUUGGAAAUUUCAGUGGACAGGCUACACUUGCAGAUUUACAAACAGGCAACCCAGAAUUCAACCCGGUUUCGUCCCUGAACGCAUUCACUGGUUCUCAAUUGGCAGACUACACUAUUGAGUCUGGAGCCCUGAAGAACGAAUCAGCCAUUACUCCAGUAUUGGACAACAUAGACUCCAGUGACAAAGCAAAAGAAUUCUUAGAUCAGGUCAACAGUAGGGCUUCGGAGGACCUGCAGAACAGCCCAAUGGGGAAUUUGAUCCUGAACAAAACCUUCAACGUCCUCUCUCCAGUCAUGAAAACUUUCCAGCCAGUCCAGUGGAAGUCGUGGUUCCAGGACACACUAAUGCCCAUCCUUCACAAUGUUGAUGGAACACAACUGGAGAAAAUCGACUACCCAAUGGAAUGUGCAUCGUAUCAACAACUGCUGACUGGAUUAAACAAUGUGUAUGAUAGAAUGAGUGCGAAGUCACGGCAGGCUGUAUAUGACAAACUUAUCCGACCACAGUUUGAUUCCGUUAGGGCUAUAUCAGGUGUGAAGUGUGGACAGAAGGGGGAGAAUCCUGAAGUCUAUAUCCAAAAGAACUAUGGCCGUUUUUUUUCAUAUGUGUCCUUUAGUCAAUUUGAAGACACAACAAUUUACCCCAGCCCUAUGGAUGUGAUGAGAAGUUUCAGCCCUAAUCAGAUGGCUGAUUUUGCUGUCUCCGAGGCCACAAAUGAGGGAGUUGCCUACCAGCUUGCAGCCAGGUUGCGGCAGUUUGAUGUUAGCGAUGUCAAUUCCUUCCUGGACACAAUGUCUGCGACUCUGAAGAAGAAGAACAUGAGUUCGGGAUCAGUGUCAAAUACGGUUGGCUCUCAAUUGAUAUCUUCAUCUCUCUCCGUGAUCAAUAACUCUCUGUCCUCUUAUAGCUCUAGCGAUUGGAAAGCCUUGGUGUCUAAUAGACUACAACCAUUAUUUUUCAGCAUAAACUCUAAACAGUUGUCCACCCUGUUGGAAUCUGCUGACUGCAGUGCAUACAAAAUGAUUUUGCAGGAGUUGGACAAUAAUUAUGAUAACUUCACAACUGACAAUCGCUUGAGCCUAUUUGGAGUUUUGAAUGGAUAUAUCCGCAGCAAAACAACAGAUAAAGGUUUCUGUCCUGAGGAUGGAGAGAAUAGCGCCACUGCAAUCAAGAACUCAGUAGGCAAAUUUUCUCCUUAUAUGAAUUAUUCCCAGUUCAAGGAAAUUUAUCCCGGCUUCAAUUGGUCAACAGUGAACUUCCUGAGCCCCAGCCAGCUGGCCUCUGUGACACUCACCGAAAAUGUAUUUACCGAUCAAGUCCAGGCCAACGCUCUCAAUGAUAGACUGAUGAAGAUGUCUUUCAGCGACACAGAUGCGUACCUCCGUGCUGCACAGCCAACUCCACAAAAGAACAGAGCUGUGACCAUUGACUAUGGGCUCAUUUCACAGUCAAUUACCAGUUCCAUCUUCUCCAUCAUCUCAAAACAAUUUCCUUCUUUCAGCAAUAGACAGUGGAAUGAUUAUUUUGGCUCUGGCUCGGGUUCUGCCUCUAUCUCGGGCUCUGGCUCAGGUUCUGCCUCUAUCUCAGGCUCGGGCUCUGCCUCUAUCUCGGGCCCUGCCUCUAUCUCGGGCUCUGGCUCGGGCUCUGCCUCUAUCUCAGGCUCUGACUCGGGUUCUGCCUCUAUCUUGGGCUCUGGCUCGGGUUCUGCCUCUAUCUCAGGCUCUGGCUCGGGCUCUGCCUCUAUCUCGGGCUCUGUCUCGGGUUCUGCCUCUGUCUCGGGCUCUGGCUCGGGUUCUGCCUCUAUCUCGGGCUCUGGCUCUGGCCCUGCCUUAAUGAGCAAGUUCCUCCCAUCCCUCCAAGCGAACCAGGUUCAACAGAUACCUGAAACCAUUGACUGCACAUCUUACCAGUCUGUCGUUUUUGGGUUUAGCAGUUCCUACAAUGAAUUGCAAGAUGACGUAAAAGCUGUAAUUUAUUCAAAGGCCAAGUCAUACCUCCUAAGACAAAAAGAAUUAACUGGAUCUGCAUGCCCCACCUCAGGCAACAGCGGCAUUUGGCUUGUUCGCAAUUUGGGUGAAAUGCGUGUAGCAGCCCCCUUGGCUGAUAUUUUAGCUAUAAACCCAGGCUUUUCUGUGAUGGACGCAGUGUCAGAUCUCACUCCGAAGCAGCUGGGUUCAUUUUUGGCCAACAAAAAUGUGUUGUCAGACAAGGACAAAAUGUAUACAAUCUUGUCAGCAAUAAACAGCAAAUCUAUUGGUCCCUUCAUGGAUUCUUUCAAUGUAGCAGCUAAAAUGAAUGGAAUCGCUGAAAUCAAUAAUGCAGCUAUUAAAGGCUUCCUUGGACAAGUCUUCUGCAAAGCUGAACCUAGUUUUUCUUCCUUCACUGUGGCCGAUUACAGGGACUUUAUGGAAAAUAAGCUCCAGAUGUUCCUCUCAUCCCUCAAUGCCAGGUCCUUCAGCUACAUUCCAACAGAUAUAGGCUGUGACUCCCUGGCUGCAAUCAUGGAACCCUUAAUCGGUGUUCAAAAUCCUAAAAACCCCACUGAUGUCUUUAACUUUGUGAGCUUAGUUCUGACAGCACAGAAAGCAAGCACAGGUUCUGCCUGCUUGGGUAACCUUGACACAAGAUCAUGGGUAGGCAAAUACUGGGGACAUUACGUGACAUCAGGAUCGUGGAGAGCUAUCAAAGUCUUGCGCCCGGAUUUCGAUGUGGCGUCGGGUGCAGAUCUUUUGAGUGCUACCCAGCGGGCUGCUGCAUCUGUUGAAUCCAAUGUCAUUAAUAACGUUACAGCUAUAUCAACUGUGGUGGACACCUUCAAAGGAAACAUCACCUCUCUGUCUACCUACAUGAAAACAUUGCAGCAGUCUGUUUUAAUAGACCCAACUCUGCUAUCAAACAAUAAAGUGAAAGAAGCUUUGCUGGGAGCCGCUUCAAAGAAUAUUUUCACCAAAUUUGAUACCUUAUCUGCGUCAGAAGUCCAAAACUCAUUGACUGGUAUCUCUUUCCUCCUACUGUCCAUCGAUGCAAGCAUUUUAGAUGACAUACCUUACACCAUUGGCUGUCCACAGUUCCAGGCCUUUGUCUCUGUCAUGAAUUCGGUGUUCUCAAGUCUCACAGAUCCAAAAAAGAAGGACGUAGCAAACUUCAUUAGGGGUUUCUUAAAUUAUAAAGUAAACAAUAGAGAUGAUCCAUGUACCAUUGGCACCUCGAACACAGUUCAAUGGGUUACCCAAAAUAUUGGCAGCUAUUGCUCCAUUCUGUCAGCUGGUGACCUGGAAAGGAUUUACCCCAAUUUGGACACAGGAAGUUAUACAUUGUUAUGCAACUUAUCUUAGGCCCCAUACACACGAUGGACCGUUUCCGCGGAUAAAUCCUCUCGAGGAUUUCAGCAGAUUUUAAUGCG
Messenger RNA from Rana temporaria (common frog), 4796 nucleotides. RefSeq lists its product as uncharacterized. The record is from RefSeq and is a predicted model, not a curated record. Lineage: Eukaryota; Metazoa; Chordata; Amphibia; Anura; Ranidae. The transcript has 31 exons. Bases 157 to 4728 code for a protein of 1523 amino acids.